Stylophora pistillata is the source of this 1189-nucleotide messenger RNA. Its product is annotated as zinc metalloproteinase nas-14-like. The record is from RefSeq and is a predicted model, not a curated record. NCBI's taxonomy places the organism in Eukaryota, Metazoa, Cnidaria, Anthozoa, Scleractinia, Pocilloporidae. Gene Ontology annotation, biological process: proteolysis. Gene Ontology annotation, molecular function: metalloendopeptidase activity; zinc ion binding.
ACUUAAGCUGACCGAGAAUAAGAAUUCGUUAGCAAGACAAAGAAGCAUGACGCGCAUGGGCUUCCUCCUAUGGGUGACAGCAGUCUUCGCUGCAUCGGAAAAUCCUGAUGAAAACUUGGGAAUGGAUGAUAAAGAUUUAUUCGAGGGAGAUAUGAUUCUCCCUACCGAUCUCCUCUAUAAAGCCGAGCAUGGAAUGGAUGUUGAUAGCUCCCGCAAAAGAGGCGCGAUCAAAAGCAGACUAUGGCCGUUAGGAGAGGUUCCUUAUGUCAUCUUAAAUAUGCUUGGUGGAACUACGAACACCGAAAGGGCCUUUACGGCUAUUAAUCAAGGAAUGGAAGAAUGGACAACAAAGACAUGCAUCCGUUUUAAGAGGCGAACAAAUGAAAGAGCCUACGUAGAAUUUACUUUACGCAAUGGAGGGUGUUAUUCAAGUGUGGGUAGAACUGGAAGACCUCAAGUUAUCAACCUUGCCCCCGGAUGCUGGACUCUAGGAAUCGUUGCCCAUGAAAUCGGUCAUGCCAUAGGAUUCUUUCAUGAACAGUCUCGCCCCGAUAGAGAUCAGUUUGUCACAGUGCUGUUGCAAAAUGUACAACCAGGGAAAGAGAAUAAUUUUAGGAAGUACCCAAGGUCAACCAUUGAUUCUCUCGGCACCCCUUACGAUUAUCAAAGCCUAAUGCACUAUGGAAGUAGAUUUUUCAGUAGAAACGGACGUCUAACGAUAAAAACGAAAAACCCGAGGUAUCAAGGAGCUAUUGGCCAAAGGAAUGGUCUAAGUACAAUUGAUGCACAGCAAGCGAACCGUUUGUACCAAAGUGAAUGUAGUAAAAGAGGCGGAGGAGUUUGUCGAGACAGAUGGAGCUUUUGCCAGCGGUGGCCAGUAAGCUUCUGCAGCCGGUAUUCUGUGGUUAGGGAAAACUGCAAGAAACUAUGCAACCAAUGCAGUUAGCUGAGAAUAAGAUAACCGCAAUGAUGCAUUUAGUCUUCAACCCUUGUGUGUCAAACGAACUUAGUAAAAGUCCUGUACAUGUACCUGAACAUACUUUUGUCAUUGUUGCUUGUAAUUUUCGUUUUUCUAAAGAGGCUCAGAACGGUUUCCUAAUUCAUUUUCAAUCUAUUGUUUUUUGGAUCAAAGCGACCACUCUUGUGGUAGUGUCUUGCCUCAGCAAUGGUAUCAUACAAUUAAAAAACA